CCCUAGCUGAGUUUCCCGUAUAUAAGUCGUCAUCUCCUGCGGGGAGCUGGGGUGCAGAGAGCAAAAGCAUUUUGUCGAUCCUCGCUCGGAUCACUAUUCCCUGUUUCGCCCUCUUCGGCUCGUUCCUUUCGAUGCCCUAGUUCUUCUAGGCGGCCCCCUCCUAUACCCUCGUCGUCUUUCUCUCCGGCCGACAAUUACUUGAGCAAUCUUGCAUGUAGUCUUUCUCCGAUUUGCUUCUUACAAGCUAUUUUGAACAGUAUUAUUUGCGAGAAAUGGGACGUAGUGGUGAAUUUUGAUUGUCAAUUUUGGUUCUCUGAUGUUGUUGUUCUGUUCCUUUGGAUUCGAUGAUUCUCUCGGUUACAUUGGAUUGAGUCUCUUUCAAAAGCUUUGACAUGGAGAAAAGAUGGACUUUGAAUGAUUUUGAAAUCGGGAGGCCAUUAGGGAGAGGAAAGUUUGGCCAUGUGUAUUUGGCCAGAGAAAAGAAGAGUAAUCAUAUAGUGGCAAUGAAAGUUCUAUCCAAGAGUCAGCUAAAGAAGUCCCAGGUUGAACAUCAGAUUCGCAGGGAGGUAGAAAUUCAGAGUCACCUCAGACACCCAAAUAUACUGCGGUUAUAUGGUUAUUUUUAUGAUCAGACAAGAGUUUAUUUAAUACUUGAACAUGCACCAAAGGGAGAACUUUACAAAGAAUUGCAGCGGCGCAAAUAUUUCAGUGAGAGGAGAGCAGCAACAUAUAUGUCAUCAUUAGCCAGAGCGCUUAUCUACUUGCAUGGAAAGCAUGUCAUUCACAGAGAUAUCAAACCCGAAAAUCUGCUGCUUGGAGCGCAGGGUGAAAUAAAAAUUGCAGAUUUUGGGUGGUCAGUUCACACAUUUGACCGCAGGAAGACAAUGUGUGGCACUUUAGAUUACCUCCCCCCUGAAAUGGUGGAAAGUGUAGAUCAUGAUGCUAGUGUAGAUAUUUGGAGUCUGGGUGUUCUAUGCUAUGAGUUCCUCUAUGGUGUACCGCCAUUUGAGGCCAAGGAGCACUCAGAAACAUACAGAAGAAUCAGGAAAGUUGAUCUCAAAUUUCCCUCAAAACCCAUAGUUUCUUCAGCAGCGAAGGAACUGAUAAGCCAGAUGCUCGUUAAGGAAUCGUCACAGCGUCUGCCAUUUAACAAACUGCUUGAGCAUCCAUGGAUUGUUCAAAAUGCUGAUCUUUCUGGCAUUUGCUGAAAUUUAUUUAUACUCUAAAUGAGAGAGAAUUUAUUUAGCUGAUUCUGUACCCCAACAUUUUUUUUUAAUUUUCAUUUGUUUACUAAUAAGAACGG
Messenger RNA from Phalaenopsis equestris, 1303 nucleotides. Its product is annotated as serine/threonine-protein kinase Aurora-1-like. The coding region runs from base 393 to 1208 and encodes 271 amino acids. The record is from RefSeq and is a predicted model, not a curated record. The transcript is spliced from 10 exons. Gene Ontology annotation, cellular component: chromosome passenger complex; spindle midzone; spindle pole centrosome. Gene Ontology annotation, biological process: regulation of cytokinesis; mitotic spindle organization; protein phosphorylation. Gene Ontology annotation, molecular function: ATP binding; protein kinase activity. NCBI's taxonomy places the organism in Eukaryota, Viridiplantae, Streptophyta, Magnoliopsida, Asparagales, Orchidaceae.